AUGGAUACUGGUCAAACUAUACACAAGACUGAAGAAUGUAAAGAUCUUGAACUUUUACUACAUGAACAAACUGAAAUUUCAGAAAAACAAGAAACAAAAUCAUUACACACAGCUAAAGAAAACGAAAUUUGUGAUCAAAAUGUAUUGAAACAAAAAGAUUUGGACUUAAUUACAGAGUAUACUGAAGAAAAAUUUAAUAAAUUCGAUUUAAGCAAAACAAGUUUAAGAAACGACGACAGACAGCAACUUGAAUGGACUGUUCAGAAAAAUAUACUGAAUGAAAAGACAGGAUUUAUGCAAACAUUUACAACUACCACUGCCAUUAUAGAAAAACAGAAGUCUCCCGUUUUGACUGAAAAAUCAAAAUUGAAACCAUAA
Parnassius apollo (apollo) is the source of this 378-nucleotide messenger RNA. The record is from the annotation of a GenBank genome assembly. Lineage: Eukaryota; Metazoa; Arthropoda; Insecta; Lepidoptera; Papilionidae.